CUAAAUUUAUUUUUGCUACAUUUAUACAUUCGAAUGAUAUUAAUUUUUUAAUCUAAAAAGGAAACAGCUAAUUCUGUACUACACUGUAGUAAAUAUGAGUACCACUCACCACUGUAGAAUCUGUGGUGCAUUUUCUGUUUUGGGGAAGUAAACUGGUAAACAUCAAUCUAACCUAAAUUCAAUGAUUGCAGAAAACGGAACAAUAGUUUUUAUUUAAUGAUCAAAAAAUUAUGCUCUGAAAACAUCUUUAAUUAAAAUUAUGAGUUAUGAACAGCAGUACACGUUUUUUUAUAUUGUCCAAAUUUAUCUUGCAUAGGACAUAUUCUGAUUCUGUAAAAGCAACAAAAAUUGCAGGUAACCCUAAAAGACCAUCUCAUAAGAGAGUUAUCAACAGGUUUUUCCUUGAGAAUGAACAUUUAACGGCUUUAAAAGAACACAUUCCUGAACAGCACCUUACUCUUCGAAGAGCAGGGUUACCAGAAAACUUGUAUCUGAUAUGUCCAAAAGUAGCAAAGAUUAUUGCAUCUCACGUAAAAGCAGCCACUGAAUCGAAUGGAAACAAUCAAGUUAUAGCAGAGACAAACGCAGGCUUGGGAUUGAUAUCCAUGGAAUUAUUAGAAAAUGGAGUGACACCAGUUAGAGUAUAUGAAACGUGUCCUGAUUUUAGGAAGGAAUUAAAGGAUUUCGAACAUGUGUAUUCUGGCCAAGUGGAGGUAUUUACUAAGGACAUAUUCCAUUUGUACUGGUACUCGUACAUGGACAGACAAGAUCACAGAAAAAGAGUAGAUAUGCUGCUUAAGGAUGUGCCAAAAAGAAGUUGGUCUGAUGAUCCUGUAAUGACGAUAGUAGGAGCUAUGCCAAAAUUUUCCUUUUUGAAAUACUUGAUAAAGUGUCUGUGUCUUCAAAGUGAGAUCGUGACAUAUGGACGGAUCCAAAUCAUCGCCAUAAUGAGGCCUAGUCAUUUCGCUAUUUUAAACUCUACUCCUCAAGACAAUUUACUUGCUUACCAGUAUUGGACAAUGUUGUCCAACUUAUUUUUCGAAUAUGAACUGUUGGAGAAAAUACCCAGAAAUGUUUAUUUGCCAUGGGAAUCCCCUCAAUCUGUGACUUCACUGAAGCGUUACCCAAUGAACUUAGAUCCCGACAAAUUGUAUUUGGUCAAAUUGAAUUUGAAAAACUUACCUGUGGCCGUAGAGCACCUGUUGCCACUGUUAUAUUUUGGAAAGCAUUUUUUUGGCAGGGGAUCCAAACGAAUUAUACCAACCAUUGAGAAAUGGAUCCCUGGAUGUGGUUUGAAUAUACUGCUGCCAAAAUUGGAACAUCCUGAUUAUUUUGACGAUAUAAGUAUAUUUACACAAUUUAGAGAAUUGACGCCAUCCCAAUUAUUGGCUGUGUUUAAGGAACUGGUAAACUAUCCUUCUUACCCCAGUAGUUCGUUCAAAACUAUGGUUGAAAAUAAUGUGUUAAAAAGUGAAACAGUAGAAACUGAUUUGGCAGAAUCCCCGUCACAGACAAACGUAGAAGAUCUUGAACAGAAGCUUGGUAUUGACUAGCCUGUCCUUGAUUAUGAAACUUCAAUAGUAAAAUGUACGAUGUGUAAUAUUGAGGAUUAAAAGGAAUAUACGUGGAGUGUGUUAUAGUAAAAGAUGAUGAAUAUAAGAAAUAAAUCAUAUGAAUAUAUUGAUUAAAUUUUUA
Messenger RNA from Anoplophora glabripennis (Asian longhorned beetle), 1695 nucleotides. It is a transcript of the gene mtTFB2, whose product is annotated as dimethyladenosine transferase 2, mitochondrial. Bases 267 to 1553 code for a protein of 428 amino acids. Lineage: Eukaryota; Metazoa; Arthropoda; Insecta; Coleoptera; Cerambycidae. The transcript has 7 exons. Gene Ontology annotation, biological process: transcription initiation at mitochondrial promoter; rRNA methylation. Gene Ontology annotation, cellular component: mitochondrial matrix. Gene Ontology annotation, molecular function: rRNA (adenine-N6,N6-)-dimethyltransferase activity; mitochondrial transcription factor activity. The record is from RefSeq and is a predicted model, not a curated record.